Messenger RNA from Naegleria fowleri, 3342 nucleotides. RefSeq lists its product as uncharacterized. The transcript is spliced from 2 exons. The record is from RefSeq and is a predicted model, not a curated record. NCBI's taxonomy places the organism in Eukaryota, Heterolobosea, Eutetramitea, Acrasida, Naegleriidae. Bases 1 to 3342 code for a protein of 1113 amino acids.
AUGCCUGAAUUGCUAUCAUCAUCAUCAACCAAAAGUCGGAAACGGUUGAAAGGAAAAGUUUGUUGUGUCUGUGAUUCACAACAUGAAAAGUGGACCAAAGGAUUUUUGUUAAACAAUGAAGGAGCUAAAGUGGCUUCACUUUAUUUCCAAAAGCCCAGUAUUAGAGCUGAUGAGUAUUGUUGCAAUAUAAAGUAUUUGAAAUUGAAAAAGCAUUACCAAAGUGAGAUUUCAAAGAAAACAGGAAGGCCAAUAAACGAAACUACCAGUUCGAAGAAGAGAAAAGAAACUAAUGAUAGUGCAAUGCAAACAGUGCCUCUACAACAAAGUCUUCAACAAUUUCAAGAUAAUCCAAACCAAACAGUAGAAAUUCACUUUCCAGAAAAUGGUAUUAAAAGUACACUUCAGUUGAAAGGAAGUGGUAAAACUACUGCACGCAAAAAUCUUCAAAAAGUUGCAAGAGCUAAAAUAAUACCACUAGCCAAUGCCAUUAUGAAAACUCAUAGCCAAGAUACCUAUUAUGUACUGUCUUCACUAAAGCCCACUAAAAAGGUGAUUGAGAAAAGCAAGUUUUUGAAUGCUAAAAUCACAAAGGCCACAAAACAGGCUGUUAAAAAAGCUCGAACUUUGAUACAAAAUAGACAACAGCAAUUAGCACCAAUUAUUGCUUGUGGUACAAAUUCAUCUAAAGAAAAAUUUAGAAAAAUUAAUAUUAUCAAUGCAAAACAGAGCAAUCAAGAAAAACUUAAAAAUACCCAUCUUAAAUCACCAUUUUCCAGAAUUAGAAAAUGCUUUCAACAACAGCCAUUACUUGACUUUGUAUGUAAUAAGUUUGACUCAGGGAAUUAUGCAACAGCAACUGCUCUUGGAGAGGAAUUAUUGCAAAUAAUGGAUACACAUGUAGAUGCUGAACUCAACAAAAUCCAGAAAGAUAUUUACAACAAAAUACUCAAAUCUGUAAAGCAUCCUGAUACCAAAAGUAUCAAAAGAGAUAUUCCUUCCAUCUUAAAAUAUAUAUACAUACAACAGAAAUUGGCAUCCCUAAACUCUACUAAUUUGUUAAACCAAGUGAAAGACCAUGGUGGUAUUGUGCAAAUUGAGUCCCAAAAUAAGUGGUCCAAAAUUGCCAAAGCCUUGAAUAUUAAUUUAAAAUUCCCUGAAGAUAUUUGUCGUUUAGGGUUUUACCAUUUCCAAAACGAAAUACCUCCAAUUCAAAUACAUCAGCGUAGAAUUGUCAAAUUGGACAAUGAUAUUUUCAUGCCUUAUUAUAGUGAGCAAGAAAUGAAAGAAGAUAUAUCAGCAUUAUGUAUUGGGCAGGAGACUGAAGAAGAAGAAGACGAGACAAAACUCUAUUCCAAUGAGGAUUGGGUAAAAGCAUUCGAAAAUCCAUUACCAGUCUAUAUUGGAAGACCUAUCAAAGUCCCCAUUACUUUGAAUGGGAAGGAUAUUGAGGUGCAUGGGGUAGUUAGAGAUCUUAUUCCAGUAAUAAUUCAACAUAUCAUCCAAUGUUGCAAGCGUGGAUAUAUCAAAAACAAUCCAAAACCUAUUGCUGUUCAAAUUAAAGGUAUAGAUUGGAUGGAUGGUACCUCAAUGUUAAAUAAGUCCUUGGUGAAAAUAUCUAUUCACAUUCUAUGGGAUGAAGCAAUGUUCAAUAGUGAGGGUUAUGAUUUUGUUACAAAAUCUCUUGCCCUUCUCUAUGUAUGGUGUUCAGAAACCAAAGAGAAUGUUAGUAUUGUCUCUAAAAUACUCCAAAAACAAUAUAUACAGCUUGCAAAAUUCAGCUUUGAGUAUGACGGAAUUAAGUUCACCAUGAAACCAAAAUAUAUGAGUGCAGAUUACAGCAAUGCUGCAAAAAGAUGGAAUCAUAAGGUAGGAGGAGAUCAUCGUUGCUGCAAAUGUGAUGUUUUUUUUAAAGGUAAUCAAUGUGACUACUGUGAGUGCAUUAAAUUAUUGACUAAUAAUAAGAGUUUAGAGAAUCUCUAUAAGUUAGGAAAUAGAGGUUUGGAUGAAUAUGAAAAUGGAGCUGAAAUACUUCAUGUUACAAAAGGAAUUUCUACUAGUAUGUUCACAUUAUUUAAAAAGGAAGAAAACUUUCAAGAAGAAAAUUGUUUUGCAGCCUUUGAUGAAUACAUAAGGCAUAAUGCUCAGUCUGGAACAAUGUCGAAUGGUGAUUGGAGAAUGGCAUUUUGUAAUUUUGAAAAAUGCAUUCUUCCUUUCAUUAUUCAAGCUCCAGAAAAUGCAGAAUUAAUAUUGUUACUCUGGAGAGACAUUGUGAGAUAUCUAUAUACGAAAAAAACUCAUACAUUAACGGAGAACCAAGAGUUUUGUGUGAAAGUUUUUGUGUUUGGUUGUCUUGCUGUCAAUCGUUGGGGUAAAAAUAUUGCUGGAUUACACUUUCAUGAACUUUGGAUUCAUAUAAGUCAGUUGAUUUGGCAAGUUAACUUGUAUUAUCUCUCCUCUGAAAAAGAUGAGCAGAAUUUCUCUAAGGAAAAACGUAUUGCCAAACACAAUUCCAACCAUCAACCAGAAAAAGCAGUUCUUGAAAUAAUUAGAAAGACUGUUCUUGGUGAUGUUGUGAGAGAGAGUUUUCAAAACACCUCUAGCACACACAAGUCACAAAUUGAAAAGCUUUUGAAAGAUGUUCCCUUAAUUCCAAGCGUCAUCCCAAAGGCCUUAUUAACACAUCAACAAUAUUCACAAUGGGUUCCCUUGUUUGAAGCUACUAUUUUAAAGUCCAAUUAUUCCUCUUUCCAAAAAUUUGAGUUCAAUGGUCAUAUUAUUCAUACACAAGGAGCUGCUGUCACUGAAAAAUUAGAAAAAUUAUUUGAGAAAUGUAUUUUGUUGAAACCUACAACACUAAAAGGAAAGAGCAAAUGUCCUAAUUGUAAAUCCACAGAACAUAUUUCUGAAGAAUGUGUUAUUGGUUGUUGUAGUAACUGUUGUGAAGAAGCAAGUUGUGCUUUUCACAUCAAACAAAAGAAGAAAAGUCUGGAACGACUCAACAAGCAAGCAGAAAAACUCAAUUCCGUUAUUAAUUCCAGUCAGUCUCAAACUCAAGCAAAUGCAACACAAGAUGUAUCCACUCCAUCACAAUCACUUCCUCCAACACAAUUAGCACAAGUAAUGAAUCCUCCGAUUAUUGAACAGAAGAAAACAUGUGCCAAUCCUGGUUGCCAUCUGGUGAAAGUGUCAGGUAAAUGUAAAUACAAAAUGUGUAAAAAGUGUUGCGAUAAGUGUAAUGUUGAUUGUAUUUAUCAUAUCAAGCAAGGGAAGAGUAAACCUAUUGCUGGCACUUCAUCCGAGAAGCAAAUGUUGUCGUUCAUCACAGCAAAUAAAAACCGCUGA